CCAAGGGGCAUUGCUGAAAUUUCUUCAUCCCGCUCUACCAAGUGUUGUCUCUGGUGCUACUGAAGGGCCAUCAACAUCGUCUUCGUCACAUGUUUAUGAGGAGGAGCAAGUGGAAGACAACAUUGCGGCGUCCACACCACUUCCCAGCAGUGGUUCAACAGAAGUGCCAUCAACUCCAUCACGACUUGAGGAGGAGCAAGUGGAAGCAUCCACACCACUUCCCAGCAGUGGUUCAACAGAAGUGCCAUCAACUCCAUCUCCACUUCAUGAGGAGGACAAAGAGGAAGAUGACAUUGACAUGGCAGAGACCACCCCACCAUCCAGAACUGGGGUACCUGUAGGUAUUGCAAGCACCACAUUAAGUGAUGACCCAGGAUGUUGGCCCAGUGUCCUAACAAGCAGUAUGCGCUGUGAAAUAGUCAAAAAAGGACCUGUGCAAAUCAUGGACAUUGAAUUCCCGCAAAACUUAGACAAUCCUCCUCGAAGAUUCACCAAGGACAGUUACAAAAGAACCAUGAAAAAUGGUGAGAAUAUACAUCGAUCGUGGCUGGUGUAUUCCAUCCACACAGAUGGAGUGUUCUGUUUCCCUUGUACUGUUUUCGGGAAGCGUGAGCGUGACAAUGCCUUAACGACCUGUGGCUACGGUGGAUGGAAGAACCUUUCCUAUCGCCUAAAAAAACACGAGUGCACAAAGGUGCACUGUGACAAUGUGAAAAAGUGGCACGACCUUCAGAGGAGACUGCAAACCAGUACACUGAUUGAUCAAAGACAGAUGGAGUUGAUGCAACUUGAAGUUGAACACUGGAAAGGCGUGAUUCGGAGAGUGAUUGCCAUAGUUUCCCAUCUGGCAGAACGCAACCAGGCUUUGAGAGGAACUACCAGUACCGUGUAUGAUCGCCACAAUGGGAAUUUUCUGGCUCAAGUGGAACUCCUAGCACAGUUUGAUCCGGUAAUGAAUGAACACAUCAGACGAAUACAAUGCAAAGAGACAAAGGUGCAUUACCUGAGUGGAGUCAUUCAGAACGAAAUCAUUCAGCUGGUCGGAGACAAAAUCCUACAGGAGAUUGCAAGAAGAGUGCACAAAGCAAAAUACUUCUCCGUGAUCAUGGAUUGCACUCCUGACAUCAGCCACAAGGAACAACUUUCUGUUGUUCUCAGGAUUGUCAACUGUGAAACACCUGUUUCUAUUGCUGAGCAUUUUUUGGGAUUUGUACAUGUUGAAGACACAACUGGUAAAGGGCUCAGUGAAAUCCUGCUUGACCAGUUGGAGAAGCACAACCUCAGCAUUUCAGAUUGCCGUGGGCAGUCAUACGACAAUGGCAGCAAUAUGAUGGGCCACAAACAGGGUGUGCAGGCAAGAAUUUUAGAGCUGAACAACAAGGCGCUAUGCAUCCCAUGCAGCAGUCACACACUAAAUCUGGUUGUGUCAGAUGCUGCCAAGUCUUCAGUGUUGUCCAUGUCUUUUUUUGGUAUGCUGCAACGACUGUACAACCUUUUCAGUUCCUCUGUGCACCGCUGGGCAAUUUUGAAGCAGCAUGUGAAGCAGCUCACCCUUAAGCCACUUUCAGGGACGAGAUGGGAGGCCCGAAUUGACAGUGUGAAGGUAGUGCGGUACCAUCUACCUGAAAUACUAGACGGACUGUCAGCACUGGAGACAUAUGCUACAGAGAAGGGGGACUCAGAGACCAUGUCCUCAGCAAAAAGCUUACAUGGUGAGCUUAAAACAUGGUCCUUUCUUCUGUGCACAAUAACCUGGUACAACGUUUUGUAUCAGGUUAACCAUAUGAGCAAGCUCCUCCAGAGCCCGGAUGUUUCAAUGCAAACACUGAAAAAAGAAACCGAGGGAGUGACAGAGUACCUAGAAGAUUUCAGGGAAAAUGGACUCGCAUCAAGCCAAACGGAUGCAAUGGAGAUUGCAGAAGAUCUGGAAAUUGAGAGGAAAUUGCCUGAGAAAAGGCAACGUAAAAAGAAAAGGCAGUUCCUUUACGAGAGUACAGAUGAAACCCAAUCGACCCCAGAAGAGGCCUUCAGAAGGGACUUCUUCCUGCCUUUGGUUGACACUGCCAUCACCAGCCUAAAAGACAGAUUUUCCAGACUGGAGGGGGUGUAUGCCCUGUACGACUUCCUGUUCAGCAUUGAUAUCAUGAGGGCCACAAUCAAGACUGGGAAAUUGCAUGAGAGAUGCAGGAAAGUGGAACAAACCCUCCAUGAUAUUGAUGCAGACGACUUGGCAUUGGAGAUCAACUCUGCUGUCCACACCUUUCCAGAUGAAGUAUCCAGGUGCCCAUUUAAAAUGCUGGACUACAUAUACAGUGAGAAGCUGUUGGACCUGUACAGCAAUUUAAGCAUUGCACUGCGCCUACUUCUGACCCUUCCUGUCUCGGUUGCCUCCGGAGAGAGGAGCUUUUCAUCUCUGAAGCGCAUAAAGAAUUACAUGAGGUCAACUAUGAGCCAAGAGAGGCUCUCUGGACUGGCACUCAUGUCAAUUGAGAGUGACGUCCGCAGGUCUUUGGACUUGGAGGGGAUUGUGUCUGCAUUUGCUGAGGCCAAGGGCCGCAAGCAGCAGUUUCAGUAGGAAAUAAAAAAAAUAAUAAAGGCUACUUUUCAGUGUAUGUUUGACCUCUUUUGUGAUUAAAACGCACAGAAUUGCGGAAAUUUUUUUUUUAAAGGCCCCCAACAACUUCUUUGCCUAGGGCCCCCAAAAUCCUAGA
This is a messenger RNA of Eleginops maclovinus (Patagonian blennie), 2711 nucleotides long. Its product is annotated as zinc finger MYM-type protein 1-like. NCBI's taxonomy places the organism in Eukaryota, Metazoa, Chordata, Actinopteri, Perciformes, Eleginopidae. The record is from RefSeq and is a predicted model, not a curated record. Gene Ontology annotation, molecular function: protein dimerization activity. The transcript is spliced from 4 exons. The coding region runs from base 299 to 2575 and encodes 758 amino acids.